AUGCAACAAAAUAUAAACAAAAGUAUACAUUACUAUAAUACUAAAGGAAGAUUUCAAAAAAAUAACAAACAACUAUUAAAUGAAAUAAACAGAUUAUGUGAAGAUCUUAUUGAAGCCAAAAAAGAAGCAAAAGAAGCAAAUCAGAAAUAUCUCAAAAUAAAAGAAAAAUUAGAAAAAAAAAAAGAACUUCAUGCUGAAACAAAAAAAGAAUUAAAAGAAGUUGAAGAUGAACGUAAAAAACUUAUAGAUCAAAAUAUAAAAGAAAAAGAAAAGAAUAAAGAACUUGAAAAAGAAAAUAAAAGAUUAGAAAAAACUAUCGAAGAGCUUAAACAUAAUCAUCAAAUUAAGAUUGAUCAACUAAAACAAAAAAUUAAAGAUAAAGAUGAUGAGAUUAAUAACUUAAAAAAUGAACAAAAUAAUAAGAAAGAUUUAACUGAUCUCUAUGAUCAAUGUAAAAGAAAUCAUGUAGAUUACGAUUCUAUAAAAGACCAAUUAGAAAAAAUUACAAAAGAUAAGAAUAAACUUGAAAAAGAAAAUGAAGACUUGAAGGAUAAAAUGAACGAAAAAGAAAAAAAGAUUGAUGAGAUAAAUGAUAAUGUUAAAGAAAUUUUUAGUGUAGUUAAAAAUUUACCACCUACAUUAUUACGUGAAAUAAUUAAGGAAAUAGAAAAAAAUAAUCAUGAAAUAGUUGAUAUUAAAGAACAAAUAAAAGGAUUGCAACGAUUAUCUAGAUGA
Messenger RNA from Scutellospora calospora, 735 nucleotides. The record is from the annotation of a GenBank genome assembly. NCBI's taxonomy places the organism in Eukaryota, Fungi, Glomeromycota, Glomeromycetes, Diversisporales, Gigasporaceae.